This is a messenger RNA of Saccoglossus kowalevskii, 2310 nucleotides long. RefSeq names its product endophilin-B1-like. Lineage: Eukaryota; Metazoa; Hemichordata; Enteropneusta; Harrimaniidae. Gene Ontology annotation, cellular component: membrane; cytoplasm. The record is from RefSeq and is a predicted model, not a curated record. Gene Ontology annotation, molecular function: protein binding. Gene Ontology annotation, biological process: membrane organization.
UCGAGAAAUUAAACAUGGAAGGAUUCAAGAAAUUUUCAGCUGAAGCUGGUACGCUGUUUACUAGAGCUAAGCAGUACACCGAAGAAAAACUUGGAAGUGCUGAGAAAACUGAAUACGAUGCUCAUUUCGAGAAUCUCAUGCAAAGGGCCGAGAGGACCCGGAGGUGGACGGAAUUAAUUGUUCAACAGACUGAGACAGUCCUCCAACCAAAUCCAAAUGCCAGAAUAGAGGACUAUGUGAUGGAAAAGGUUGAUCGUAAACGUUCAGACCGCGUUACGAAUCCUGAGAUUCUGGGUCAAACUAUGGUAGAUGCUGGAAAUGAUAUCGGUCCCGGCACUGCAUAUGGUGCAGCACUCGUCAAAUGUGGACAAGUUCAACAGAAACUUGGGGUUGCAGAGAAAGAGCUCAUCUCAACUAGUAUCCAUAACUAUCUGCAGCCAUUGAAGAAUUUCUUGGACGGUGACAUGAAGACUAUCAACAAAGAACGUAAACUCCUGGAGAACAAGCGUCUUGACUUGGACGCGGCCAAAUCCAAACUGAGGAAAACAAAAUCUGAUGAAUCUAAAGCCAAGGUUACUCCUGGUGACAUUGAAAAAGAUGAGAAGGAGAUUGAGUCUGAAGAAGAACUGAGAGUGGCUCAGAGUGAAUUUGACAAGCAGUACGAGAUCACCAAACUGUUGUUGGAAGGCGUCAGCAAUGCCCAUGCUAACCACUUACGCUGCCUUCAGGACUUCGUAGAAGUACAACAUGCCUACUUUGUGCAGUGUACCGGUCUGAUUGCUGACCUGCAGAAACAACUCACAAGUCUUCCAGGUGCUGGGAACCAUUCAAACUCUGUCAACAUAUCAUCCGCCCCUUCUGCCCCACCCAAGUUCCACGAUAGGGCCCCGACAGGCACCAGACGGGCACGCGUGCUCUAUGACUACGAUGCUGCUGAUCUUUCAGAGCUUUCACUUCUCGCUGACGAGAUAAUUACAGUAUACAGUCUUCCCGGCAUGGAUUCCGAUUGGAUGAUGGGAGAACGAGGCAACCAAAAAGGAAAAGUACCUGUUACAUUUCUGGAGCUUUUAGACUAGUGCAUUUUUUUUUUUUUUCACAUUCUUCAUCUACACUGGAGAGACAAUUUGUCGGCCAUCUUGAUUUCACUACAAAAGGCAGCGCCCUCUAUAGGGAUUUGUAACAUCGUGUACAGUGCCCUCAAGGAGAUUACUUACAAGACGACCGUCUAAAACGUACAAGAAUUGAACAGACUAUUUUAUUCCGUAGUUCUGAGACAAUCUACCUACGCCACUAAAAAAAAAUUGUUGACAAACUGAGUCCAAAAAAAGGAGCAUUUAGCAGUCUUUAAAAAAAAAUGCAAAAUUACAAGUUUGUGUCUUGUGCAAUUGUGUCAUCAGUUAUUGCGUGAUUUGUCAUUGGGUUAUUUGUUAUUAGUCAUUAUGCGAUGAAAAAAAAAAUUGUUUUGAUGCGGAUUAUAAAGGUAUAGAUUAACACAGAUUUGAACUACAUCUAUUGGUUACCAUGGUUACAGUAAUAUUGUUGCGUAGUAGUCUGUGUGUAGAGUUAUGCAAUUGCAACUGGUGCUCUAGAAAAAUUCGAAUUAUUUAUUUCUGUUUUGUUUUUCCAGACCUUUUUCAUUCAUUUUGCCAACUUUUUUUCACCAAAUUAGUGAGUGAAAUUAGUGUUGAAAAAAUGCCUUAAUUAAUUAUGCUGAACUGUAGAAGAAUGAGACCUCUUCUAUUUUGUGAUUGUCAUAAGUUGAGAGUUGCAUUCUGGGAUAUUACUUGUACGUUAAUUUCAGUUUUGAAACUAUCAUACAUGCACCUUGUGACAUUUUUGAUGAUAUUAAUAUGCACCAAAUAUUUGAGAAUUCAUCCUAAUUCUUACUUACUGUGAUGUAAUUCAGAAUUAGGUGAAUUUUUAGUGAGUCUGUGUGGGCGUGAACAAUUUAGCAAGAGAACAGGAAAGCCAAAAUAAUCUUGACAUUUAGAAUAUGCAUAUUCCUGCUGUGAAAUAUGUCUUGUAAUAAUAGUUACAAAACUGCAAUAAUCUCAAGUACCAUUUCUGAGUGUAACUUUGAAAUCUGAGCUCAAAAUGUAUGGAACAGUUCUGAAAAUAAAAUCUUUCACCAAGCGGUGGUGGUGGUGCACUUUGAGAUGCAAUCUGUUCAAUCUGGUAGUGAACUCUACCAAUACACAUUAAAUUCACUAGUUCAUCUUUUAAUUACUUUAUAAUUGGUGUACCAGACAGAGAAUAAUGUAGAUAAGAAUAUAUUAUGGGAAAACAAAUAAAAUAUAUUAAUUAUAUGGA